This is a messenger RNA of Cicer arietinum (chickpea), 880 nucleotides long. Its product is annotated as 18S rRNA (guanine-N(7))-methyltransferase RID2-like. Gene Ontology annotation, biological process: rRNA (guanine-N7)-methylation. The record is from RefSeq and is a predicted model, not a curated record. Gene Ontology annotation, cellular component: nucleolus. Gene Ontology annotation, molecular function: rRNA (guanine) methyltransferase activity. NCBI's taxonomy places the organism in Eukaryota, Viridiplantae, Streptophyta, Magnoliopsida, Fabales, Fabaceae.
AUGUCAUGGACUCCUAGUUCUUGUGUAAUGCGAAAGAAACUACCACAUCCCCGACUUAGUGUUAGUGGUGAGACUAUCACACAGAAUGGACACCGUUGGAUUCGUCUUGACAUUUCAACCUCAAUGAAUAAUAUUGCAUUGGAACAUGAGGUUGCGGGCUACUUUAUACUCCGUGAUAUGGGUCAGGGUUUAGGGUUUCGUCUUGGAAUGUUUGAUGGGGCCAUCAGUAUAUCUACUGUUCAGUGGUUAUGUAAUGCUGACAAAUUCUCUCACAACCCUCAUCUAAGAUUGAAAGCUUUUUUUACAUCUUUAUACAGAUGUUUGACAAUUGGUGCUAGAGCAGUAUUUCAAGUGUAUCCUGAAAAUUUGGAUCAGCUUGAAUUGAUUUCUAAAGCUGCAAUCAGUGCUGGAUUUGGAGGGGUUAUAUUGGAAGAUUGGCCAGAGAGGUAUGAAUAAAUCUUAUAAUAUUAUUGGAGCUCACUCAUUUUAUCGAGAUUUAUGUGAUGGACUUGAAUUGACAGAGUUGUCUCUUAUAAUGAAUUAGACUUAGAAUCUACUAUUCUUUGGAAGUUGAGAUAGAGAAGAUGAAAAUAAUGUAGUAUUAGAUAAUAGACAGUAAAUUGUAAGCAAUUGAAUUGAGUCUAAGACUUUUAUUAUGAUUACUGAUAUUUGGUGAAAUUCUUAUGUUGGUUUGGUAAAAUAAUACAUAUGUGACAUUUACAAGGAUAAUAAUAUAUUUUCUAUAUGGACUUAAGGGAAGGAUCAAGGAUCUGUAUGUGCUUUUUUUUUGUUAUAAUCACAAUUAUCUUUUUGUAAGUUGUGAUGAUCAUCUAUAUAAGUGAGAACCUGCUCAAAUUAAUCUAUUUUCUUAAAUUGUAUA